UCUCUUAGCAACCACCAUGUUCCUUUCACUCAGAUACUCCUUCACGUUCCUCUUCACUCUCGUCCUCAUAUCAUUAUCACCUUCACGCAUUGCUUCAACAACACCGCAUGAUCCCACAUUCACACCACAAAGCACCAAAAUAGCCAUCACAAACCACAUUGUUCAAGGUUUCACCAAUGCUGGCAGAGGCUCCAAAAUCUCAGGCAUAUCGCAAUUCAAACGAUACCUCUCUCGUUUCGGGUACCUACGAAACAACAACAACACCAGUUUCGAUGAUGAAUUUGAUGCCAAGUUGGAAUCGGCUAUCGUUAGAUACCAACGAAACCUUGGACUCCAAGUAACCGGGAAGCUCGAUUCCAACACGGUUUCUCAAAUGAUCACACCGAGGUGCGGUGAUCCAGACACAAACACGACACCCCACAAUCACAAUCACCAUCAUCAUCAUCAAAAUCACAAUCACGUGACAAAGAAUUUCGUGUUUUUCCCGGGAAAACCACGUUGGUCACGUCCCAUGCCAAUGACACUCUCCUAUGCCUUCUCACGUGAGAACAUGAUCCACAGUUUGAGCAUAAAGGAGAUAAGAGAGGCUUUCCAACGUGCGUUCCUAAGGUGGGCUUCGGUUAUUCCGGUUAGUUUCGUUGAAGUGGAUGACUUUGACCUUGCGGAGAUAAAAAUAGGGUUUUACAAUGGGGAGCAUGGCGAUGGUGAGCCUUUUGAUGGGGUUCUUGGAGUGUUGGCACACUCCUUCUCGCCCGAGAUCGGGCGGCUCCACCUUGACGCGGCCGAGACCUGGGCGGUGGACUUCCGGGCGACCGCGUCAGAGGUGGCUGUGGACUUGGAGUCCGUGGCCACACAUGAGAUUGGACACUUGUUGGGGUUGUCUCAUAGUUCGGUGAAGGAGGCUGUUAUGUAUCCAAGUUUGAGGCCUAGAGGUAAGAGGGCUGAUUUGAACAUUGAUGACAUAAAAGGGGUGCAAUCUCUAUAUGGCUCAAACCCUAAUUUCAGAUCCGAGUGGUCACUAGAGUCUGAUAUGUCAGCAAAUCAAGGUGCUGAGUUUGGAGUGAAACCGUUCAGCUUGGCUACUAGUUUGAUAAUAAUUAUAAUUGUUCUCAUUCAUAUUUUAUGUUCAUAAUUUGAACUUUUCUUCUUUUUUUCUUUUCA
Molecule: messenger RNA, 1161 nt
Organism: Cajanus cajan (pigeon pea)
Lineage: Eukaryota; Viridiplantae; Streptophyta; Magnoliopsida; Fabales; Fabaceae
Product: metalloendoproteinase 4-MMP
Biological process (GO): proteolysis; collagen catabolic process; extracellular matrix organization
Cellular component (GO): extracellular matrix
Molecular function (GO): metalloendopeptidase activity; zinc ion binding
Source: RefSeq, a predicted model, not a curated record